Messenger RNA from Musa acuminata AAA Group (dessert banana), 1753 nucleotides. RefSeq lists its product as uncharacterized. The transcript has 2 exons. Lineage: Eukaryota; Viridiplantae; Streptophyta; Magnoliopsida; Zingiberales; Musaceae. Bases 817 to 1245 code for a protein of 142 amino acids. The record is from RefSeq and is a predicted model, not a curated record.
GUAAAAGAAGUUCAAAUGAAAAAGAACAGUUUCCUAAGGAGAUUGGACAUGUUCUUGGCAGGUAAAAUGGAAGUUACAAGCAGCAAUAAUAGCAAAAAGAGAAUGAAUGGCCUAAUUCCGAGCCGACCGACAUGAAUGCUACCCACGCUUGCGAGGAAGAAAAAGAAAGCGGCUUCACUGUUAUGGCUACCGAAUCGGACACUCACCGAUGGGAAGUAAAGGGGGUAAUGGACUUUGUCGGGUUCCUGUAAGUGUUCUCUUUGUUACUUCCGGCGGUGGUUAAAAGAGCUUCCCGGCGUGGUUCAUCGCCCUCGCUUUGACUCUGGUUUUAUGCUUCACGUUCGCCCACGUUCCUGAUUUCUCGAGGAGUUACCAUCUCUUCUCCUUGGUCCAGUUAUUUCCCUCUUCUCUUGGUUGUAGCUCCGCCUAUGUAUCUUUGUUCUUCGUUUCCUGGGAGUUUUCCUCUUUGUGCGGGUUAAAGCGAUCGGAAAACUGCAGCAAAAUCCAAUCUUGAUUCCGGAACUUGGCUUUUAAGAAUCCGGGAUUUCAUUUCCUGGAGGAAAGGUUGCUCCUUUUUGGCGCUUGCAUUGGGUUCCAAGGUUCUCCGAUCUUUUUUUCCUGGUUUUGGGUCUUGUUGGGUGAUUUCUGUCGAAGAAAAUUAGUCUUGGCUUUGAUUAAACAUAUGGAUCUUUGAGGGCAUUUAUUUUUGAGAAUUCUCUUCUUCAAGUCAUGAAAUGGGUCUUUGUACUCGCUUCUGAUUGAAGGUUUGGGUUUUGAGGGCAUUUCUUCCGAAGAUUUCCUCUUCUGGAUCGUGAAAUGGGCUUUCAAUUGCUGAGAUCUGACACGAAGGUUUCAUCCUGCAAUUGCCACUAUCCUCUCGUCUGGUGCUCGAAGUCGUCGGUCUGCUAUUACCCGCCUUGCCUUCCAAAGUCACAGUGGGAAUAUGCCCAAAAUGUUACUACCAGAUCAGCUCCAGUUCCCAUUGCUUUGGAGGAGAAGCACUCUGAUGACAAGGUUGCGAUCGAGCAGAAUAGUUCAGAGGAUGGAAAGGUUGAGAUCUUUCUGAAGAGCAGCCUAAAGAAACCAAGGGAAACGGAUUCAGAACAGGUCCGAAAGGGCAAUGUCAAAUGGAUGGACUUGUUGGGGAAGGAACUUGCUGAGAUCAAAGAAUUCGAGACAGAUGAGUCUGAAGAGCCAGAGGAUUACACUGAUGGCGACACGGCAUGCAUUUGUGUCAUUCAAUGAAAACGAUUUACUUCUCUGAAGUCUUCAUGGAGAACACCAAGCUGAGUAAACAUCAUCCAGCUGCUACAAAAAUCCACUCGAUGAUCUGAUUCUGCAUGAAACUCACCAUCGAGAACUGACCAUGAGCCAUCAAGCACCCAGCUAUCCUGCUCCUUUCGGUUCCCAUUCGCAUCAAAAAGUCGAAGUUAAAUGCCAAGGAGAUGCAUCCAGCUCCAGAGUGGCCGUGAGUUGGAAGUGAAUGUGAAAGCUAACAGGAGGAUCUAUCAGUGCCCAGGUUAUCCAGCUUGAUGGCAGAUGCAUUGGAAGUUAUCCUAUGUUGGAUUUAAUUGGAACUGAUUUUUUUUUCUUUUUCUUUCCUUUCUUUUUUUUUGGGGGGCAUGAAAUCGUGGUUGUUGUGUUGGUUGUUCUCUCAUUAUGGAGCCUUCUGAACUCUAAAUGCACUCUGUUGAGACUUCCAGCUGAUGGCAGAAACUUGACAUUAGAAAGGCUUCUAAUCAUUGAAAUCUGA